GAUUUAUUAGAUAAAAAUAAAUUUUAAACAAUUUAAAAAAUGAUGACUGUACGUUAUACGUUAUGGUUUGCAUGGUUAGCUAUUGUUUUGCUGAAUGUAUCCUUGCAAGCAAAAGUUAAGCAUUCAAAAAGAUUAAAUUUUAGGCGAUUUGAGAUAAAUGAUCAAGAUUCAGACUGUGCUGGAGUUUUAGAUGUAGGCUUUAUAAUUGACUCAUCUGGAAGUUUAAGAAAUCAAUAUCGCCAAGAAGUAGAAUUCCUUAAAAGUCUUGCAAGGACAUUUAAGAUAAGCAACAAUGGUGCACAUGCAGGUGUUGUAACAUUUAGUUCCAUAGCAGAGUUAAGUAUUAAACUGAAUCAGUACUAUGAUCAAGAACAGUUUGAGAGAGCUGUUGAUGAUAUACCAUAUAUGGGUUAUGUUACACGAAUUGAUUUGGCUUUACGAAAAUCUUUAGAAAUGUUUGAUGAAAUAAAUGGAGCAAGAAAGAGUAUUCCUCAAAUUUUGUUUUUGUUGACAGAUGGUGAACAAUAUGCAGGAAAAGGUGUUGUAGAUGAGAAUCCUGUAAGUAUAGCCAAACUUCUAAGAGACAAAGGGAUAGUGAUUUUUGCAAUAGGUAUUGGUUCUGCUGUGAGGCAAUCACAACUGAAUGACAUUGCUGGAUCAAGUGAAAAAGCAUUUUUGGCUAAAAACUUUAAUGAGCUUGUCAACAGUGAUUUUUUAAAGAAAAUAAAAGAAGGCACAUGUGUUGGAACACCUAACAUUGUGCACGCAUGCGAAGGAAGUGAUCUUACAAUUGAUAUUAGAGGCAAGGGAAUAAUUAAUAUAUUAGAAGCUAACUAUGGUAGAACUUCUUUAAGUGUUUGUCCUGGUCCUAACGAUUCAAACACAAAUUGUAACAAUCAGAAAAGGUCACUAGAUAUUGUUCAGAGCAGAUGCUCAUCUAAAUCUUUCUGUACUGUUCAAGCAACUAGUGCAGUGUUUGGUGAUCCAUGUGUUGGAACUUUCAAAUAUCUUGAAGUGAAAUACUUUAUUGAAAAAAUAAAAGUUCGAAGUGCAGAAGUUGUUGCUACAGAAUAUGUGGAAGAUGUCAAUGAGCGUGUCUUAACACAUAAUGUUAUGAUUGCAAAGUUAUUAUCUUUAGAAAAGACAUAUACAGUUUCUUUUAAAUUAAAACCCAGUAUGUAUUCAGGAGGGUUGAAAAGUAUUGUUCAUUUGACAAUAGGAGAAGAUAAUGGCCAAUAUGGUGAAAGAACUCCUGCAGUAUUUUUUCAUCAAGACGGCUCUGGAAGUUUGACUAUUUUUUCAGCAGUAAACGGAAAUGGUAAUUAUAAUUUCAAAUCUGAACCACUUUCUCUCAAUGAAUGGUCAAGCAUUAGAAUAUCUCAAAUAUGGCACAAAAAAAUUUUUAAAUUUAUUGUGCAUAUUAAUGGAAAAGUUGUUCAUAGCAUUGAAAAUACCAAGCCACAGUCAUUUAAAAAUGUAGCAGUUUAUGCUGCUGACCCGUGGCAUGAUGCACAAAAUGGUUACCUUAAAGAUUUAAGAAUUCUAAAUGGGAAUAUGGAGCAAAUAAUAGAAGACCGAGAAACUGCUUUAGUUCAAAGAAAUCUGCUUGCAUUUAUUCCAAAGAUGGACAGUAUUUAUAAAAUAUAUUUCGAUGUGAAACCAAAUUUAUUUACUGCUGAUUUUCCCAAUGUUAUUCAUUUUACUGUUGAUUCUGAUAAGAAAAGUUAUGGUGAUAGAGUUCCAGGAGUUUGGUUCCACAGCAGUGGUGAUGGUAGUCUUCAAAUUUCUGCUCCAAUAAAUGGCAAUCUUGAUCGAGUCUUUAAGACAGCGCCUGUUACUGUUAAAGAAUGGUCACAUGUUGAAAUAAAUCAACAGUUAGUAAAUAAUGCUUAUGUCUACACAAUAAAAUUAAAUGGAAAAGUAGUUUUUUUUGAAGAAAACAUGCAGGCAACAUCUUUUGAUAAUGUUAUGAUUUAUGCUUCUGAUCCAUGGCAUCCUGCUCAAGAUGGCUCAAUAAAAGAUCUCACUAUCAUAAAUGGGAAAUCAGAAUCAGACUGUGCUGUAAUAGUAGAUGUAGGCUUUAUAAUUGACUCAUCUGGAAGUUUAGAAAAUCAUUAUCAACAAGAAGUAGAAUUCCUUAUAAAUCUUGCAAGUACAUUUAAUAUUAGCAAAUAUGGUGCACAUGCAGGUGUUGUAACAUUUAGUUACGAUGCAUUCUUAAGUAUUAAGCUAAAUGAUUACUUUAAUCAAGCUCAGUUUAAUAAUGCUGUUAAAGAUAUUUCAUAUUUAAAUGGUGGUACAAGAAUUGACUUGGCUUUAGAAAAAUCCUUAGAAAUGUUUGAUGAAUUAAAUGGAGCAAGAAAGAAUACACCUCAAAUUUUAUUUUUGUUGACAGAUGGUGAACAGAGUGGUGAUAAAAAUCCUGUAGAUAUAGCAAAACGUUUACGAGACAGGGGGAUUAUAAUUUUUGCUAUAGGUAUUGGAUCUUAUGUAAACAAAACGGAGUUGAAUAAUAUUGUGGGUUCAAAUGAUAAAGCAUUUUUGGCUGAAAACUUUAAUGAGCUGGUUAAUAAUGAUUUUUUAAAGAAAAUAAAAGAAGGCACCUGUAUUGAUGCAAAACCUUUGCCAAAUGUUGUAUUUGUUUCAAAAGAUUAUGUGGAAAAAGCUCCUGAAAUGACAUUUAACAAAAACAACUUGAUUGCAAUCUUAAAAUCUUUGGAAAAAGUAUAUUUAGUUUCUUUUAAGUUAAAACCCAACUUAUAUUCACAAGGAUUGAAAAGUGUAAUUCAUUUAACAAUUGGACAAGAUAAAGCUCAAUACGGUGAUAGAACUCCUGCAGUAUUUUUUCAUGAAGAUGGUUUAGGAAAACUGACCAUUGCUUCUGCAGUUAAUGAUAAAGUUAGUUAUAUUUUUACCUCUGAGCCUCUUCCUCUUAAUGAAUGGUCAAGUAUCAGAAUUUCUCAAGUUCGACUUAACGGAGUCUAUACUUUCACAGUGCAUAUAAAUGGAUAUAUUGUUCAUAGCAUUGAAAAUACAAAACCACAAUCAUUUCAAAAUGUAAAAGUGUAUACAUCAGAUCCAUGGUAUGACUCACAGGAUGGUUCUAUUAAAGAUCUCAGAAUUAUUAAUGGAAAUGUUGAGCAAAUGAUUGAAGACAGAGAAACGGCUUUGGUUCAAAAAAACCUGGUGGCAUUUAUUCCAAAGUUGGACAGUAAUUAUCGAAUAUACUUUGAUGUGAAACCAAAUUCAAUUUCUGGUGGUUUUCACAAUGUUAUUCAUUUUACUAUUGAUGCUGAUAAUAGUAAAUAUGGUGAUAGAGUACCUGGAGUGUGGUUCCAUAACAGUGGUGAUGGUAGUCUUUUUAUUUCCUCUGCAUUAAAUGGCAAUCCUGAUAAAGCAUACAAAACAGAAGCUGUUUCUCUCAAGGACUGGGCACAUGUUGAAAUUAGUCAACAAUUAGUAAAUAAUGUUUAUAUCUAUAGAAUUAAACUGAAUGGAAAAAAAGUGUUUUCUGAAGAAAACAAGCAAGCAAUGUCCUUCGAUAAUGUCAUGGUUUAUGCUUCUGAUCCAUGGCAUCCAGCUCAAGAUGGUUUUAUAAAAGAUCUUACUAUCAUAAAUGGAAAGUCAGAUUCCAAACUAUUGCCUAACGUUGUGCUUGCUACAAAUGAUUAUGUGGAAAAAGCUGCUGAAAUGGCAUUUAACAAAAACAACUUGAUUGCAAUCUUAAAAUCUUUGGAAAAAGUAUAUUUAGUUUCUUUUAAGUUAAAACCCAACUUAUAUUCACAAGGAUUGAAAAGUGUAAUUCAUUUAACAAUUGGACAAGAUAAAGCUCAAUACGGUGAUAGAACUCCUGCAGUAUUUUUUCAUGAAGAUGGUUUAGGAAAACUGACCAUUGCUUCUGCAGUUAAUGAUAAAGUUAGUUAUAUUUUUACCUCUGAGCCUCUUCCUCUUAAUGAAUGGUCAAGUAUCAGAAUUUCUCAAGUUCGACUUAACGGAGUCUAUACUUUCACAGUGCAUAUAAAUGGAUAUAUUGUUCAUAGCAUUGAAAAUACAAAACCACAAUCAUUUCAAAAUGUAAAAGUGUAUACAUCAGAUCCAUGGUAUGACUCACAGGAUGGUUCUAUUAAAGAUCUCAGAAUUAUUAAUGGAAAUGUUGAGCAACUUAUUGGAAGCAAAGAAACAGUUUUGGUUAAAAAAAACCUUGUGGCAGUUAUUCCAAGGCUGGACAGUAUUUAUAAAAUAUAUUUUUAUGUGAAACCAAUUUCAUUUUCUGCUGGUUUGCACAGUGUUAUUCAUUUUACUAUUGGUUCUGAUAAUAGUAAAUAUGGUGAUAGAGUUCCUGGUGUGUGGUUCCAUGGCAGUGGUGAUGGUAGUCUUUACAUUUCCUCUGCAAUAUAUGGCAAUUAUGAUAGAGUAUUCAUUACAAAACCUGUUACUCUUAAAGAAUGGUCACAUGUUGAAAUUAGUCAACAGUUAAUAAACAAUGCUUAUAUCUACACAAUAAAACUGAAUGGCGAAAAAGUAUUUUCUGAAGAAAACAAGCAGGCACAGUCCUUUAACAAUGUUAUGGUUUAUGCUGCAGAUCCGUGGUAUCUUGCUCAAGAUGGUUUAAUCAAAGAACUUAAUAUCAUAAAUGGAAAACCAGAUGAUGAAUCUUUGGCAAAUGCUGUACUUGUUACAAAAGAUGUUGUUGAAUUUUCAUCUGAAGAGAUUUUAAAGAAAAACAACUUGAUUGCAACAUUGACAUCAUUAGAAAAAGCUUACACCAUCACUUUUAAAUUAAAACCCAAUUCAUAUUCAUCUGGAUGGAAAAGUGUUAUCCAUUUGACUAUUGGAGAAAAUAAUGGGAAAUAUGGUGAUAGAAGUCCAGGUGUAUGGUUUCUAGAAGAUGGUUCAGGAAGAUUGAACAUAUAUUCUGCAGUUAAUGGAAAUGCUAGUUAUAAUAUAGUUUCUGAACCACUCGACCUUAAUAAAUGGUCAAAUAUCAAAAUAUCGCAAACUGGACUAAAUGGUAUUUACACAUUUCAGGUGUAUAUUAAUGGAAAGGUUAUCCAUAGCAUUGAAAAUACAAAACCGCAAUCAUUUAAGAGUGUCAAAGUGUAUGCAUCAGAUCCAUGGUAUGAUGCACAAGAUGGUAUCAUUAAAGAUCUAAGAAUUCUAAAUGGAAAUGUUGAGCAGUUAAUAGAAGACACCGAAACACGUCUUGUGAGAAAACACUUGGUGGCAGUUAUUCCAAAGUUAGACAAGAUUUAUAAAAUAUAUUUUGAUGUGAAGCCUAAUUCAUUUACUGCUGGUUUUCGCAAUGUUAUUCAUUUUACUAUUGGCUCUGAUUUAAGUCAAUAUGGUGAUAGAGUUCCAGGAGUGUGGUUUCAUGAAAGUGGUGAUGGUAGUCUGCAUAUUUCUGCCCCUAUAAAUGGCAAUCUUAACAGAGUCUUCAAGACCGAACCUGUUGCUCUCAAUGAAUGGUCUCACAUUGAAAUUAGUCAGCUGUUGGAAAACAGUAUAUAUAAAUACCGCAUAAAAUUGAAUGGAGAAGAGAUUUUUGCUGAAGAAAAUAGAGAAUCUAAAUCUUUUAAUAAUGUUAUGGUUUAUGCUUCAGACCCUUGGUAUCCUGCUCAAGAUGGCUUUAUAAAAGAUCUUACUAUUAUUAAUGGAAUGUCAGAAGACAAGUCUUUACCAAAUGCUGUAUUAGUUACAAAAGAUGUUGUUGAAUUUUCAUCAGAAAUGAUAUUGAAAAAAAACAAUAUAAUUGCAUCAUUAUCAUCAUUGGAAAAAGCAUAUUCUGUUACUUUUAAAUUAAAGCCUAAUUCAUAUUCAUCUGGAUGGAAAAGUGUUCUUCAUUUGACUAUUGGAGAAAAUAGUGGGAAAUAUGGUGAUAGAAGCCCAGGUGUAUGGUUUCUAGAAGAUGGUUCAGGAAGAUUGAACAUUUAUUCUGCAGUUAAUGGAAAUCCUAAUUAUAAUAUUACUACUGAACCACUCCCUCUCAAUGAAUGGUCAAGUAUCAAAAUACUUCAAGUUCAAAUUAAUAGAAUUUAUACAUUUCAGGUGUAUAUAAAUGGGAAAAUUAUUCAUACAGUUGAAAAUACCCACCCACAAUCAUUUAAAAAUGUCAAAGUGUAUACAUCAGAUCCAUGGUAUGAUGCACAAGAUGGUUCAAUUAAAGAUUUUAGGGUUGUAAAUGGGAAUGUUGAGCAACUAAUAGAAGAUACAGAAACUCACAUUUUCAGAAAAAAUUUAGUGGCAUUUAUUCCAAAGUUAGACAAGAUUUAUAAAGUAUAUUUUGAUGUAAAACCUAUUUCAUUUACUACUGGUUUUCAUAAUGUUAUUCAUUUUACUAUUGGUUCUGAUUUAAAAAGAUAUGGUGAUAGAGUUCCAGGAGUGUGGUUUCAUGAAAGUGGUGAUGGUAGUCUUCAUAUUUCUGCCCCUAUAAAUGACAAUCUUAACAGAGUCUUCAAGACUGAACCUGUUGCUCUUAAUGAAUGGUCUCACAUUGAAAUUAGCCAGCUGUUGGAAAACAAUAUAUAUAAAUACCGCAUAAAGUUGAAUGAAGAAGAGGUUUUUGCUGAAGAAAAUAGAGAACCUAAAUCUUUUAAUAAUGUUAUGGUUUAUGCUUCAGAUCCAUGGUAUCCAGCUCAAGAUGGUUUCAUAAAAGAUCUUACUAUUCUUAAUGGCAAAUCAGAUGAUGGAUCUUUGCCAAGUGCUGUGUUUGUUACAAAAGAUGUUGUUGAAUUUUUAUCUGAAGAGAUAUUGAAGAAAAACAACUUAAUUGCAACAUUGACAUCAAUGGGAAAAGCAUACACCAUCACUUUUAACUUAAAACCCAAUUCGUAUUCAUCUGGAUGGAAAAGUGUUCUUCAUUUGACUAUUGGAGGAAAUAAUAGGAAAUAUGGUGAUAGAAGCCCAGGUGUAUGGUUUCUAGAAGAUGGUUCAGGAAGAUUGAACAUUUAUUCUGCAGUUAAUGGAAAUGCUAGUUAUAAUAUAGUUUCUGAACCACUCGACCUUAAUAAAUGGUCAAAUAUCAAAAUAUCACAAGUAGGGCUAAAUGGAAAUUACACAUUUCAGGUGUUAAUUAAUGGAAAAAUUAUCCAUAGCAUUGAAAAUACCAAGCCACAAUCAUUUCAAAAUGUCAAAGUGUAUGCGUCAGAUCCAUGGUAUGAUGCACAAAAUGGUUCAAUUAAAGAUCUAAGAAUUUUAAAUGGAAAUGUUGAGCAACUAAUAGAAGAUACAGAAACAAUACUGGCUCAAAAUACCAUGGUGGCAGUUAUUCCAAAGUUAGACAAGAUUUACAAAAUAUAUUUUGAUGUGAAACCUAAUUCAUUUACUGUUGGUUUUCAUAAUGUUAUUCAUUUUACUAUUGGCUCUGAUUCAAGUCAAUAUGGUGAUAGAGUUCCAGGAGUGUGGUUUCAUGAAAGUGGUGAUGGUAGUCUUCAUAUUUCUGCCCCUAUAAAUGGCAAUCUUAACAGAGUCUUCAGGACCGAUCCUGUUGCUUUUAAUGAAUGGUCUCACAUUGAAAUUAGCCAGCUGUUGGAAAAUAGUAUAUAUAAAUACAGCAUUAAGUUGAAUGGAGAAUUGGUUUUUGCUGAAGAAAAUAAAGAGCCAGUAUCUUUUGAUAAUGUUAUGGUUUAUGCUUCAGAUCCAUGGUAUCCUGCUCAAGAUGGCUUCAUAAAAGAUCUUACUAUAGUAAAUGGCGAAUCAGAUAUUCAAUCUAUGCCUAAUGUGCUGUUUGUUACUAAAGAAUUUGUAGAGUUAUCAUCUAAAGUAAAAUUAAAGAAAGACAACCUAAUUGCGGUGAUAUCAUCUUUAGAAAAAGCAUAUUCAAUUUCUUUCAAACUAAAACCUAGCUUGUAUUCUCAAGGGUUGAAAAGUGUCAUUCACUUAACUGUUGGGCAUAAUCUUGGGUUGUAUGGUGAAAGAACCCCUGCUGUAUUUUUUCUUCAAGAUGGCUCAGGAAAGCUGACCAUUGCUUCUGCCAUUAGCAACAAUCCUAAUUAUAUUUUUAAUUCUGAUCCUCUUCCCCUCAACGAAUGGUCUAGCAUUAAAAUAUCUCAAAUUCGACUUAACGGUAUUUAUACUUUUACAGUAUACAUCAAUGGAAAAAUUGUUCAUGCAGUGGAAAAUACAAAGCCGCAAUCAUUUCAAAAUGUCAAAGUGUACACAUCCGAUCCAUGGUAUGAUGCUCAGGAUGGUUUUAUUAAAGAUCUCAGAAUUGCAAAUGGAAAUUUUGAGCAACUUAUAGAAGACAAAGAAACAAGUUUGGUUGCAAAAAAUAUGAUAGCUGUAAUUCCGAAGUUAGACAAUUCAUAUAAAAUCAAUUUUGACUUAAAGCCAAAUUCAUUUGAAGCUGGUUGGCAUAAUGUUAUUCAUUUUACUAUUGGCUCAGAUGUGAGUAAAUAUGGCGAUAGGACUCCAGGAGUGUGGUUCCAUAACAGUGAUGGUAGUCUUUACAUUAGUGCCUCAUUAAAUGGCAACCUUAAUCAAGUUUUUCAGACAGCACCAAUUAUUCUAAAUAAGUGGACACAUGUUGAAAUCAGUCAACAGUUAAAAAAUAGUAGUUAUAUUUACACAAUAAAAUUGAAUGGAGCGGAAGUCUUUUCAGAAGAAAACACAGUAACAAAAUCUUUUGAUGAUGUUAUGGUUUAUGCAUCAGAUCCAUGGUAUCCAGCUCAAGAUGGUUUAAUAAAAGACCUUACUAUUUUAAAUGGAAAAUCAGAUGAUGAAUCCUUGCCAAAUGUUGUCCUUGUUACAAAAGAUUAUGUGGAAAUUACUGCUGAAACAACAUUGAAGAAAGAUAACUUGAUUGCUACAUUGCCAUUUUUGGAAAAAGCUUAUUUAGUUACUUUUAAAAUAAAACCUACUUUGUAUUCUCAAGGAUUGAAAAAUGUUAUUCAUUUGACCGUUGGCUCAGAUGUAGGCCAAUACGGUGAAAGAAGUCCUGCAGUAUUUUUUCAUCAAGAUGGCUCGGGGAAGUUAACCAUUGCUUCUGCAGUUAAUGGAAAUGCUAAUUAUAAUUUUAAUUCUGAACCACUUACACCUAAUGAGUGGUCAAAUAUUAGAAUUUCUCAAGUUCGACGUAAUGGAGUUUAUACAUUUAUGGUGAAGAUUAAUGGUAAAAUUAUACAUAGUAUUGAAAAUAAUAAGCCACAAUCAUUUGAAAAUGUCAAAGUUUAUACAUCAGAUCCAUGGUAUGAUGCACAGGAUGGUACUAUUAAAGAUCUCAGGGUUGUAAAUGGAAAUGUUGAGCAACUGAUAGAAGACAGAGAAACACAUAUUAUUCAAAAAAACAUGGUGGCAGUCAUUCCAAAGUUGGAUAGCACAUAUAAAAUAUACUUUGAUAUUAAACCAAGUUUAUUUUCAGUUGGUUGGCACAAUGUUAUUCAUUUUACUAUUGGUUCUGAUAUCAGUAAAUAUGGCGAUAGAGUUCCAGGAGUGUGGUUCCAUAACAGUGGUGAUGGUAGUCUUCAAAUUGCUGCCUCAAUAAAUGGAAAUAUUAAUAGAGUUUUUAAAACAGAACCUGUUGCACUUAAAGAGUGGUCACACAUUGAAGUUGCACAACAGUUGGAAAAUAAUAUUUAUAUAUACACAAUAAAAUUGAAUGGAGAGGAGGUUUUUGCAGAAGAGAAUACGCAACCAAAAUUGUUUGAUAACGUCAUUGUUUAUGUUUCAGACCCAUGGUAUUCUGCUCAAGAUGGUUCAAUAAAAGAUCUCUGUAUUGUAAAUGGAAAAUCAGAUGAUGAAUCUUUGCCAAAUGUAGUGUUUGUCACUCAAGAUGUAGUUGAUUUUCCAGAUGAAGAAAUUUUGAAAAAAGACAACUUGAUUGCAACAUUGUCAACAUUGGAAAAAGUAUAUACAAUCACUUUUAAGUUAAAACCCAAUUUAUAUACACCUGGAUUAAAAAGUGUUAUACAUUUGACUAUUAAAGAAAAUAGUGGUCAAUAUGGUGAUAGGAGCCCAGCAGUAUUUACUCAUGAAGAUGGCUCAGGAAGGCUGGUCAUUGCUUCUGCAAUAAAUGGCAAUUAUAAUUAUAAUAUCAAUUCUGAACCUCUUCCCCUUAAUGAAUGGUCAAACAUUAAGAUAGCUCAAGUUAAAUAUAAUGGAGCUUACAUUUUUUCUGUAAAUAUAAAUGGGAAAGUUGUUGAAAGUGUUAAAAAUACGAAACCACAAUCAUUUAACAAUAUCAAAGUGUAUACAUCAGACCCAUGGUAUGAUGCUCAGAAUGGUUCUAUUAAAGAUCUCAGAGUUGUAAAUGGAAAUGAUGAUUUAUUUUUGCCUAACACAAAAGAAGAUUUGCUUCAAGAACAUCAAGCAGAAGAAAGUGCCCAAAACAUAUACCCAUUUGGAGUUAUCGAUGAAGGUGAUAUAAAAAUAACAAAUUUGUUUCGUGAGUUAAAAGAUGGUAAAAAACCAAAUUUUUGGAGUCAAUCUAGUUAUCAUUGGAAUCAUACAGCAGUGCCUUAUAAAAUCAAUUCUGAUACCAAUUUGAAUUUAAAAAGUCCAGACUGUGUUGGAAUUGUAGAUGUAGGCUUCAUACUUGAUUCUUCUGGAAGUUUAGAAAAGGAAUACCCUCAAGAAAAAGAAUUUCUUAUAAAUCUUGCCAGUACCUUUGGUAUAAACCCUAGUGGUGCACAUGCAGCUGUUGUAACUUUCAGUAGUGACGCUGUGCUGAGCAUAAAACUAAAUGACUACUUUGAACAAGCUCCUUUUAAUAAAUCUGUUUAUGAGAUAGAACAUAUGAAUGGAUGGACAAGAAUUGACUUAGCUUUACGAAAAUCUUUGGAAAUGUUUGAAGAGAUUAAUGGAGCAAGAAAAAAUGUUCCCCGGCUAUUGUUUCUGUUGACAGACGGCAAACAAGAGACUAAUGAAGGUGGCGCUGAAGAUCCUGUAAAUGUAGCUCAACUUUUACGAGACAGAGGAGUUGAAAUUAUUGCAGUAGGUAUUGGCAAAGGUGUAAAUCGUUUAGAGCUAAAUAAUAUUGCUGGAUCAAGUGACAAAGUAUUUUUAGCUGAAAACUUUGAUGAGUUGAUUAAACAGGAUUUUUUAAAAAAAAUAAAAGAAGGCACCUGCUUGGGAAACACUGAAAACGAGUUUAAACUUCAUAAAAGUAAUCUACUUGCAACCUUAUCAGUCGUUGAAGAAGAAUUCAUUAUAUCUUUUGAAAUAAAACCAACUCUUUAUUCUCGCGGCCUUCAUAGUGUCUUUCGGAUAGAACUGGAAAAUGAUAAGUUUAUUGCAGUUUGGUUUUCAGAAGAUGGAAGUGGAACUCUGGUUAUAAAAUCAGUAUUUGGUACAAUAGAUGACGAAGUUAAAUCAAGUAACAGCAUUCUACUCUUUGCUUGGACCCCAAUAAAAUUAUAUCAACAGCGUUUGCUUGAUAAAUAUGUUUAUAUGGUUGAAAUUGGAGGGGAAACAUUAUUUUCAAAGGAAAACAUGAAGUCAAAAUCAUAUUCAUCUGUAGCUGUGUAUGCAGGAGAUCAAUACAAUCUCCCUCAAGAUGCAUUAGUUCGUAGUUUAAUUAUUAAAAAUGGAAAUGAAGGUUUCAUUGUUAAACAAGAAAAACCUUUAAUUGAAAAAGCAGUUAUUACAUCAUUGCCAAAGUUAGAGAAAGAAUUUGUUUUAACAUUUGAUGUUCAGUUUGAAUCUGUUCAAGAUUUGUAUUAUAAUGUCAUUAAAUUUUCAGGAUCUAGUGUUUCUAGUAUUUAUCCAGAUUUUUGGUUUCAUAAAAGUAGAAAUAGCACGAUGUUAACUGCAUCUACAUUAAUAAACAACAAACUGGUUAGUAUUGAUCAGAACCCUGUUGCUUUUGAUAUGUGGAACAAAGUUGUGUUGUCACAAACAUUUAAUGGUGGUUCAUACACUUACUACAUUCAUUUAAAUGAUGUGGAAGUAUAUUCUGAAAAAAUAACUCCAGUGGAAUUGAAUACUGUGAUGGUAUACGCAUCGUCGCCAGAAUAUACAGCACAAGCAGGGUUAAUCAGAAACUUUAAAAUAACUCUUGGAAAAAAAGGUACUGUUCAUCUUGAAGAUCCAAGUUGUGAGGGAUUUUUCGAUGUUGGUUUUAUUCUUGAUUCUUCAGGAAGCUUAGAGAGCAAUUACUCCCAAGAAGUAGAUUUUCUUAAACAACUGGCAAGUAGUUUUGGUAUAAGUAAACAAGGUUCACAUGCUGGUGUAGUUACAUUUAGUAGUGAGGCCAAAUUAAGUAUUCAGUUAGAUAAAUACUUUACUGAUGCUGACUUUAAUAAAGCUGUUGAUGAUAUACCAUAUAUGGGUGGUGGUACUCGUAUUGAUUUAGCUUUAGAAAAAGCAAUAGAAUUGUUUGAUACCAAAAAAGGUUCCAGAAAUGAGGCCCCCAAGCUUUUAUUUUUAUUAACAGAUGGUGUACAAGAACCAAAAAUGGAAAUACCAGUUCCCAAUGAAAUAAAACAGAAAAUUAUUCAGCUAUUUGCCAUAGGAAUAGGAUCAAAUGUUAAUAAAGAUGAACUUAUAAAAAUUGUUGGUAAUCAAGAAAAUGUUUUUUUGGUAGAAGAUUUCAAUAAAUUAGUUCAAAGUGAUUUUUUAAAGAAAGUUAAACAAGGAAGCUGUUCAUCAGUUCUGGAAAAUCUACAUAAAGAGAUUGAGAUAAAAAAAGAUAAUUUGCUUGUUACAUUGUGGUUUAAAAAAGAGUUUAUUAUAUCAUUUGAUAUAAAACCUACAGCAUAUUUGCCUGGUUACCAUAGUGUUUUAAAACUAGAUAUUGGAAAUGGUAAAUAUAUUAGUGUUUGGUUUUCUGAGCUUGGUGUUGGAACUCUCAUGAUAUCAUCUCUCUUUGGAACAAUAAACAAUGAAGUUGAAUAUAAAAAUGCAAUUCCUUUAAAUGAAUGGACCUCAAUAAAAAUAUCUCAACAGUUUUUAAACUUUAACUACAUAUAUACUAUUGAAAUUGGAGAAGAUGUUGUUUUGAUGAAAGAAAAUGGUAUAUCAGAAGAGUUUACAAGUGUAGAUGUGUAUGUAUCAGAGAGUGAUCAUCUUUCUCAAAAUGGAUUCAUUCGAAAUCUAAAAAUUAAAAAUGGAAAUGAAGGUUAUAUACUUCGAGAAGAAACUCCGAUUGAGCAAGGUAAAUUACUUGCUACUAUUCCAAAGUUGGAGCUUGAAUAUAGAAUUUCUUUUGAAGUUAACCUUGAGAAUAAAGAAAAGUUUCUUAAUGUUUUUCAAAUAACACAUAGUGGCAAUGGUGGCACAGGUGGUAUUAGUGGUACAGGUAGUACAGGUGGUAUUGGUAAUGAAGUAUUAGCAAUGUGGCUAGAUGAAGAGCGUAUUGGAAAACUUACCUCAGAAAACAAUAAUUUUGCUAUGAAUUUUCCUAAUCAAAUGCCUGUUAAAAAAUGGAUGACAGUGCGAAUAGCUCAGCAAUUUUUUAAUAAAAAAUACUUAUGUGAAGUUGAUUUAAAUGGAGAAGAAAUUCUCUCUAGAGAAUAUUUGUAUGCAAAGUCUUAUAAUGAUCUAACAUUUUAUGCAACCAGUUUGUACCAUAAUUCUGCAUCAGGAUCAAUACGUAACAUACAACUCAUAAAUGGACAUGUUGAUAUUGAAUUGCGUAAAGUUGUAAGAGCAGCAAUCAAAGAUUUUCAUGAUUUUACAUGCAUUAAGUUUGUUCCACAUGACAACCAGAACGAUUACUUGUCAUUUGUUGCUAAAGAAGGGUGUUAUUCAGAGAUUGGCAUGGUUGGUGAAGAGCAAAAAAUUAGCAUUGGACCAGAAUGCAGAUGGAAAGGUACAACAAUUCAUUUAAUCAUGCACUCGUUAGGCUUUCUUCAUGAAACCUCAAGAGUGGAUAGAGAUACAGCUAUCAAAGUUAUUGAGAGUAAUGUAGAACCAAAGUUUAUUAAUAACUUCAAAACUUAUGAUGCUGACCAAAUGUUGGGUUUGCAGUAUGACUACUUUAGCAUUAUGCAUUAUGGAACUUUUGCUUUUUCUAAAAAUCGUCGAUCUACUUUAAUGCCUUUAUUUCCUAAUAUUGAAGUGGAUAUGAUAGGUCAGCGAGAUGGGUUCAGUGAAUUUGAUAUCAAACGUAUAAAAGAAGCAUAUAAGUGUGGUCAUAAUAUUGAUUCAAGUACACCACCUUUAUCAACUCCGGCUCCUUCAUCGACAGAAACAACUAGUACAUCUACAACAAAAGCACCGCCAUCAAAGCCACAAGGGCAUGCGCCUGGUAUAUUGAUAACUACACUUCCACCACUAAUAUCGACACCUCCACCAACAACAACAACAGCACCAACAACAGCAACAACAACACCAUCGACAACUACGAAAUUAACUUCUGCUAUAAAACCUACAUCCGCUAUUUCUAUUCACCAUUCAGUAACACCUACAAAAGUUAAGAUAGUGACGCAUAAACCUUGUAAACAAAUUUAUUAUCCUUGCUGGCCCUACGAUUUUUCAAUAUUACAUCAAGUUCCUCGACCAUGCUGCUUGGGCUUAAACUUUCCUCAAAACUGCAAAUGUUAUUGUACGUUGCUGAACCCACAAAAGUUUAAAGGAAGAUCUCAAGACAAUUAUCUUUGUCAUAAGCGAAGUUUUAAAAAUCCUGGUUUUCUUGUAUCUGACGAUAAACACCCGUUGAAAAAGUGUAUUCGCCUUCCGUCAGCUUCUAAGAAGUUUUUGUGUUACUCGCAUGAAUCUGGGUAUCAAUUCCAUUGGUCUGACCUUACUAGUCUUCACAGUGGAAGCUGCAUCCGUUCGACGGGUGCCCCGUUAAAUUCUCCAACAAUAUUAUGCAACAACUAAAAACGUGUUGUAUUAUGAUUUUUUAUUGCUUUUAUUAAACAUGUUUUUUUACUUA
Messenger RNA from Hydra vulgaris (swiftwater hydra), 14812 nucleotides. RefSeq lists its product as uncharacterized. NCBI's taxonomy places the organism in Eukaryota, Metazoa, Cnidaria, Hydrozoa, Anthoathecata, Hydridae. Gene Ontology annotation, molecular function: carbohydrate binding; zinc ion binding; metalloendopeptidase activity. Gene Ontology annotation, biological process: proteolysis. The record is from RefSeq and is a predicted model, not a curated record.